Lachancea mirantina is the source of this 474-nucleotide messenger RNA. NCBI's taxonomy places the organism in Eukaryota, Fungi, Ascomycota, Saccharomycetes, Saccharomycetales, Saccharomycetaceae. The record is from the annotation of a GenBank genome assembly.
AUGCACCAAUUGCCACCAGGCUACAAACUUAGAAGAGUCAAUUCCUCGGACUUCGAUGCCGUGAUAAAGACGCUUCAAGUUUUGACAACAGUGGGUGACGUUUCUCAAGCAAAAUUCGAUGAGAUUCUCGAAUAUUGGGAACAAACCAGAAUAACGAUCAAAGGGAACCAAGUACCCGCUUACAAUAUGUUUGUUAUAACAGAUGAUGCCGACAGAGCCGUUGCAACGGGUACAGUUUUAAUUGAAAAGAAAAUCAUCCAUUGUGGUGGGCUUGUAGGUCACAUUGAGGAUAUCGCGGUUUCCAGGGACCAACAGGGCAAAAGCCUGGGCCGCAUGAUGAUCGAACACUUAACAACGUACGCACAUGACCUGGGCUGCUAUAAGGUGAUCCUAGACUGCUCAGACGAAAAUGUGGGCUUUUAUAAAAGGUGUGGUUACCUGAAGGCUGGGGUUGAGAUGAGCCACCGCCUGUAG